AUGGCGGACUCGUCAUUAAAGGAUCGCCUGCGCGACCAUUCCGAGGCUUUCGACAGCCUGCUGUCCCUGAUACCAGCCAAGCUCUACUACGGUGAAGACACAAGUGACCAGUGGCAGAGAAAGAAGCAGACGAAGGAGCAAGCCAGGGCUGCCAAGCGAAGCAAGCUGGAUCCAGAUAGCGCGCUGAACCGAAAUGCCAAAGAGGUUCUGGACGAACGGGUUCGGAAUAAGCGCAAGGCACAGGAGCUUGAGUCAAGUGAGGACGGAAGCGUCCAGGACGAAGACGAUGCCCAGGAGCUCCAGCUGCGGGGUAUCAGCAAGGAGGCGCCAGGGGAAGGCCUCAAGAAACGAAAAGUGGUCGAUGACGAAGCGAAUGAGAAAUCCAAGGCAGCCCAGCCUAAGGCAGACGACGAAGCGAAGGCAGAGAAGCUAUCAACUCACCAGGAGAAAAAAUUACUGAAGAAGCAGAAAAAGGCAGAAAAGAAUGCCGAGAAGAAGAAGAAGACAAAAACGGCGAAAGCGGUGGACAAGGGCGACGCAGUUGAAGAAGACGACGCCGGAACAGGAAACGAAGAUGACCCGGCGAUGCCAGAUGGUGUUAGACAGUCGAAGGAAACAGCGGAGAUGGAGGAGACUAAACCACACAGGGACAUGAGGCCCAUCGAUGUGUCGGGUCUGGCGGACGGGGACACAAAUCACACAUCGUCGUCCCAAGCGUCCACACCUUCAUCUCCCACCUUCGAUACGGCUGAACCCGGCGAGCCAUCCGCUGAGCCCGCAAGCACGACAACGUCAAUAGCCAGCGAGAACACACCCGCAGACAAGUCCAGAAAGAUCAAAGUCCCGUCGGACACCACAGAGCUCCGCGCCCGCCUGGCGGCCAAGAUCGCGGCCCUGCGCGCGGCCCGCAAGGCAGAUGGACCCGACGGUAAGCCGAUUCGCACGCGGGAGGAACUCAUUGAAUCGCGACGCAAGAAGCUCGCCGAGCGCAAGGCCCACAAGAAGGAGCUCCGACAGCAGGCCAAGGAGGCCGAGGACAAGAAGCGCGAGGAGGCGCUGGCCAGCGCGCGGAACUCGCCCAUGCUCAGCUUCGGCUCGCCGGAGCAUGACCUGAACUUCUCGUUCGGACGGGUGGCGUUCGCGGACGGCACGCAAAUGUCGCACGACCUGAGCUAUACGAAGGACAAGAACGGCAAGAAGAAGGGCCCGAUGGACCCCAAGGGCGCGCUCGCGAAGGUGGAGGCUCAAAAGAAGCGUCUGGCCGGCUUGGACGACGGCAAGCGGAAAGAAGUCUUGGAGAAGGAGACGUGGCUCGCAGCAAGACGGAAGGCCGAGGGCGAGAAGGUCCACAAUGACGAGUCUCUGCUCAAGAAGGCUGUCAAGCGUAAGGAAAAGGCCAAGAAGAAGAGCGAGAAGGAGUGGAGCGAUCGUGUACAAGGCGUGCAGAAGGCGCAGAAACAACGCCAGCAGAAGCGCGAAGACAACAUUCGCAAGCGCAAGGAGACCAAGCAGGCGGGCAAGGGAGGCAAGAAGAAGGGCGGCAAGUUGCCGGCCAAGAAGAGUCGCCCCGGCUUCGAGGGCAGCGGGUUUGGCAGGAGAAAGUAA
Diaporthe citri is the source of this 1605-nucleotide messenger RNA. RefSeq lists its product as uncharacterized. Lineage: Eukaryota; Fungi; Ascomycota; Sordariomycetes; Diaporthales; Diaporthaceae. The coding region runs from base 1 to 1605 and encodes 534 amino acids. Gene Ontology annotation, cellular component: nucleolus. The record is from RefSeq and is a predicted model, not a curated record. Gene Ontology annotation, molecular function: RNA binding; DNA binding. Gene Ontology annotation, biological process: ribosomal small subunit biogenesis; ribosomal large subunit biogenesis. The transcript is spliced from 3 exons.